AUGGAUGAAAUAGCUGAUAAUACAUUCACAGAGAUCCAUACGGCUGAACUUCCCAAUGAUGAUCCAUCAUUGUUGACGUUGAUUCUUGAACUCAGUCCUGGUGGAUGGUUUAAUAUCAAAGAUGAGACGACAAUCCUUGAUGUAGUGAAAUCAUUACUAGUAUUCUUAAAUGGACAUUUAUCAUUAAACAAUGCUAAUCAAGUUGCAUUCAUAAUAAGUUCACCUACUGGUGCAAAAUUCUUAUAUCCUAAUCCACAGAAAGAAAUGGACGAACUACGAAGACCAGAAGAGUAUGAAGAUUCAAAUGAAAUGGGGAUUCCAAGUUUAGUUAGUAAAGGAAUGUAUAGACAAUUUAGAAUCGUAGAUGAAGGGGUUUUAGAAGAGUUUAAUAAAUCUAUUAAUGAACUAGUUGAUGCAGAUAAUACUAAUAUUACUUCCAAAUUGGCAGGAGCCGUUAGUUUGGCAUUGACUUAUACAAAUCGUAUGUUAAAUCUUGAUCAAUCCAUUUCCACCACCACUGCUUCAGCCAUUUCUUCAGCUACAAAAGAAUCAACCGGUGUCAAUACAAAUACAAGUUCCAGUUCAUAUCAAGGUUUAACUAGAAUCAAAUCAAGAGUUUUGAUUGUAACACCUAAUGAUAAUGAAGAUAUAAAAUAUAUUUCCUUGAUGAAUGGGAUUUUCGCUGCUCAGAAAAUGAAAGUCCCUAUAGAUGUAGCCAAGUUGGGUAAGAAAGAUUCUUCAUAUUUACAACAAGCUGCUGAUGCUACCAAUGGGAUUUAUCUUCAUAUUGAGAAACCUGUAGGUUUCAUACAAUUCUUAUCAACUGCAUACUUCAUUGAACCUUCUAUCAGGUCUUUAAUCAUAUUGCCUACUAAUUCCAACGUAAAUUACCGUGCUAGUUGUUUCAUUACAGGAAAGUCCGUUGAAAUAGGAUAUGUUUGUUCGGUUUGUUUGUGUAUUAUAAGUGAAAUUCCCGAAUCAAUGAAAUGUCCAACAUGUAAUUCCCAAUUUGAUGAUAAAAUAAUAGCCAAAUUAAAGAGGAAACCUGUAGUAAAGAAAAGGAAACUUGAAAAUGGUGGUGCUGAAGUUUCUUCUGAUAAUGGAACUCUUGCUCCAGCCACUCCUGAACCAACACCGGUUCCUGAAUAA
This is a messenger RNA of Yamadazyma jaroonii, 1149 nucleotides long. The record is from the annotation of a GenBank genome assembly. Lineage: Eukaryota; Fungi; Ascomycota; Pichiomycetes; Serinales; Debaryomycetaceae.